UGCAAGUGUACAAAAAAGGCAAACUUUCAUUUUUCAAAAUUAAUAUUUAUUUGAAGUGAUAAUUUAUUUCUAAAAUUAAUAACAGUUGAUUUCUAAGCGUGUUAUCAAUGUUGCAUUAAAAUACAGACAUCAACAAUGGAAGUGGCGGGUGGCGCAGAGGAAGGAUUUGUUAGAGAGUGGACACCUUGUUCCCAUAUUUUGAAUUUAAUUCCGCCUCGCAUACAGAAUGGGUUAUUUUCCAAUGAAUUAUGUUUGACUUGCGUUGACGCUGUGAGUGAAUAUAUUGCUCUCGGGACUAACGUGGGACUGGUAUACUGGUACGAUAGAAAGAAGGGCAACAUCCAAAGGCUAAGAUGCGAGGCUUCAACCAGUCCCAUAACGUAUGUGAAGAUUGUGAGCACGGUGGACUACAUGGUGGGAGCUGGAAAUGCAGCCGGCCAAGUCACCGUGUUCCAGAUCCCUAAGGAGCACCCUGAAAACAUACCGGAUAACUUCAAGCCCAAAGUUGAACCUAAAGUAGAGAGGUAUACAAUAGGCGACCUCCAUAAGAGUAAAAUCACAGCCAUAGAAUGGUCCAAGAAUGGCAUGCGGCUGUUCUCCGGAGACAAGAAUGGAGUCAUCAUCAUGACGGAGAUAGACUUUUAUAUGCACCUGUGCAAGUCGCAAGAGAUCGUGAACGAAGGCCACGAGAUCGUCCAGAUGAGCUACUGCCAGAGCGCGCUGCUCGUUUCCAGCGUGUACCGCAGCAUCGUGUGCGCGCGCGCCGACGCUCGCUGGCGCGUCAGCCAGCUCGGCAAGAAGGAGCGCAAGAGCCUGUGCGCGCUGGGCGGCGUGUGGCAGCAUUCAUAUGCCCGCGGGGGCGCGGCGGGCGCGGCGGCGGCGUUCUGCGCGCGCGCCGGGCUGCGCGUGUGGCGCGCCGACGCCGCCGGCACCGUGCACCAGACGCUGCUCUUCAAGGAGGCAAUAUCAAACCCGCUAACGGUAGCGGAGCUCCUCAACCCGGCCGCCCGAAAGCACUCGCAUGCCGACCGCGAAUACAACUUCGGGCCGCUCCACGUGUUCCGGGAACACUUCCUCGUGUCCCACAACGAACACAUUCUGUAUAUUCUGGACCCGAGGUCACUGACCGCGGUCGCCGUGGUCGACGAUCUCCGAAAAAUCCUAUCGGUGUCGGUGACGAAGGACGAGAUCUUCGUGCUGGAGGGCCCGCGAUCGCUCGUGCGGCUCGCGCACGCGCCCGAGCCCGCCGCGCUCCGCUCAGAGGAGCCGAUCAACCUGAUGACGAAAUCGCUGACGUCAUCGAUCCAGCUGGCAGUGAGCACGGUGCGCGAGCUGACGGCGCUCGACGUGCCUCUCAUCGCUGGAGUGUUGGAGCCAUUCGCGCGCGACAACGAAACAGCUGUUGCGAGUGCUGAAGAGUGCUUCGAGCUGCCGCCCAUCAAGCAUUUACCUGGGGAUAUAUCGGAGAAUGUGCUGGAGUCUAUCAUCAAUGAGUUCAAGGUAUAA
This is a messenger RNA of Ostrinia nubilalis (European corn borer), 1506 nucleotides long. Its product is annotated as WD repeat-containing protein CG11141. The coding region runs from base 136 to 1506 and encodes 456 amino acids. NCBI's taxonomy places the organism in Eukaryota, Metazoa, Arthropoda, Insecta, Lepidoptera, Crambidae. The record is from RefSeq and is a predicted model, not a curated record. Gene Ontology annotation, molecular function: protein binding. The transcript has 8 exons.